This is a messenger RNA of Rotaria sp. Silwood2, 2397 nucleotides long. NCBI's taxonomy places the organism in Eukaryota, Metazoa, Rotifera, Eurotatoria, Philodinida, Philodinidae. The record is from the annotation of a GenBank genome assembly.
AUGCAGGAAACAGUAACGCCGUCACGUCAAGAGAAGAAGCAUAUAUUCUUUGCCUAUGCAGAAAAAGAUGAGUCCGAUGUAAGAGUGGCUGAAAAACUGAAGAAUCAUUUCAUCCAGAGACGAUUGAGAGCUUAUCAUCCUAGAGAAAAUGAAGACAUUAAUACUAAAAUUGCAAAUGGUAUUGAAAAUGCUGCUGUGGUUCUAGCUUUUCCAUCCCUCUCAUUACAAAUGUCAAAAAGUGGAUCAAAACUAUUGAAUUACGCUGAUCAAACAAAAACACCGAUUCUAAAUAUUAAGAUUUGUGAAGAUUUUCAACCUACAGACUGGUUAGGUGCUAUUUUAGCUCCCACACGUAGUUGCUCGACUGAUUUUAAUGAAGUUAUGAAAUCCUUGAUUUCUAUGGGGAUUAAAACUAAUAAUCUUGUUCUUGAAAGAGAUGCAAAGAAUGAACCACAACCAAUAGAAAAGCAUCUAUUUUAUGGUGGAACUCGAUCGGGAGAUGUGACCGCUACUUAUCAUCAGUUUGGUCAAAAGUUUCCCAUGGAAUUUGAGUUUUUGGGUUUGCAACAAGGCAAAGUGUUUGGUCAAGGAGAUGAUGAAGUCGGAGCUUUUACUCUUGCUGGUCAAUACACACUUAAAAAUGGCUAUGGUGAUAUCAAUAUGCAUAAGCAAUAUAUCGGAAAACAUUCCGUUAUAUAUCGAGGAGAGAUUUAUUUACAGGGAAUAAAAUGUUUGAUAGAAGGACACUGGGAAAUAAACAAUAUGUAUAAUAGAUUUAUCAUCCAUCUGACUCUUCCAGAGGUAUAUGCAACAGAAAUGGAAAAGAUACCAUUACCAAAAGCUUCACAAAGACAAGGAAGUAAAGUUAUGAUUUCCUAUUGUUCAUGUCAAUAUGAUUUAGCUCAAAAGAUAGCUGAAGGAUUGGUUGCUAAAGGUAUUCCAGCUGUUUGCCCACCAUUACGAAUUCAUGAAAUGAUAAAAAUAGCAACUGAAGAAGCAAGAGUUGUUAUACCAUUAAUGAGUGAAGCAUAUGAAGCAUCGAAUACUUCGAAGUAUGUUCUUUCUUAUGUGGAUGAAGCUGGUAUUCCUAUAGUUCCCAUAAAAGCACAAGAUCCUUAUUCUCAAAGUGGUUGGCUUGGCGUUAUUUGUGCUGGUGCAUUAUGGACGAGGAUAACGAAUGCAAAUGAUAUUGAGAAAAACCUGGAUAAUCUUAUAGGACAAUUGCAUCCAUAUAUCAGCGAUUCUUUAGAUGAAGAGCAACAUCUUGAUGCUCUCGUUGAUGGAACUAUUGCUCAAGGUUAUUAUAUUCAGUGGGGAAAGAAGUUUGAUAUGAAGUUUGAUAUGUUUGCUAUGAUAAAUGGUUAUAUUGCUGGUCAAGGAGAUGAUGAAGUCGGUGGCUUUGUAAUCAAUGGGAAAUAUACUUGUUUAUCAGAUAAAGAAGACUUUGAAUUCCAGUUUAAAAAGCAUUAUAUCGGUCAACAUAAUGUUCAAUACUCUGGAAGUAUAACUCAUCAUGGAUCUCAAUUCUUCUUUGAUGGAAAAUGGUUUCUAGAUGAAUUAUCUGAUAGCUUCCAUCUAGAAGUUUCUCGUAAUCAAUCAUCAGGACCUAAAGGUUUACAUAUCAUGUUAAGUUAUCAAUGGAAUAGUCAAGAGCUUGUUAAACGAGUAGCAGAUAUACUCAAACAAAGAAAUAUUCCUAUUUGGUUUGAUAUUGCUGGAGAUAUGAAAGGAAAUAUCAAUGCUGCUAUGGCUUGUGGUGUUGAAGGUGCUGCGACGGUUGUUAGUUUUAAUACUGUUGCUUAUAGCAAAAGCAUUAAUUGUCAAAAAGAACUUACAUAUGCUUCUCAAUUAAAGAAGAAUAUUGUUCCUGUUCUUCUUGAGAAUGAUAAGGAAUUCCAAAACACAUGGUUAGACAUGAUAAUAGCUUCCUUAAACGCAAUUAAUAUGCAAGAUGAUAAUCAAUUCAACUCCAGUAUCGAUACUCUUAUGCAACGAAUUAAUAGAGCUCUUGAAGAGAAAAAAGAUGAAGAAUCUCAUCGAUCUCAAGCCAUUACAAGGUUUGAAGGUGGUGCUGUAGGAGGAAAAUAUUAUCAAUAUCAUCAAGCUUUUGAUAUGUUCUUUGAUUUCUUUAGCUUAAGCGAAGGAAGAGUUUUAGGUCAAGGAAAUGAUGAAAUUGGACCUUUCACAAUGGCUGGGAAUUAUGAUAAUGAAGGAAAGGUUUCCUUCACAAAGCAAUACGUUGGGCAACAUUCUGUUGAAUACAAUGGAAAUAUCUAUUGUGAUAACUUUGGAGGAUUUAAGAUUCAAGGACACUGGAGUAUUGAGGACGAAACAGAUGAAUUCUAUCUGGAAAGUAUCAAUGCUAUCAAGUAUGAUACACUGACUGAAAACAUAUAA